GACACUACCAAUAUGGCGCCCGUGUGGUCUAUGUUGCCUUUACCAGUAUGGCGUCUCACUAAAUCGCGAGUUGUGUUUGCAGUUCUCGCGAUAGUUCAGGGUAUUCCCCGUUGCUAGAGGGGAGGUUGAAAUCCUGUUCGAUAGUUGAAAUAUAAACAACACUUUUUUUUUUUUUAAAGGAUUUUUUAAACUUGGAAAAACGUGCAGUUCGAGGAGGAGGAGGACGGAGUUGUGAGAGAUGUCGGACAGCGAGGACAGCGAUUUCUCUGACAAUCAGAGUGAACGCAGCAGUGAAGCCGAAGAGGUUGAGGACAAUGAGGAGGAGGGGGGGAGAGGCAGCGUGGCCGGCAGCGAGAAAGGGGAGGAGGUAGAGGAGGAAGAAUACGAUGAAGAGGAGGAAGAAGAGGAGGAGGAGGAGGAGGAAGAGGAAGAUGAUGAACGGCCGAGGAAGAAACCCAGACAUGGGGGCUUCAUCCUGGAUGAGGCUGAUGUCGAUGAUGAGUAUGAAGAUGAAGAUCAGUGGGAGGACGGAGCAGAAGAUAUCUUGGAAAAAGCAGAGCAAGCAGAAGUUUCCAACAUCGAUCAUGUCGUGCUUAAUGAAGAUUGCUCUGGUGCUCGCAGACUGCAGAAUCUCUGGAGAGAUCAGAGGGAAGAGGAGCUGGGAGAAUAUUAUAUGAAAAAAUAUGCCAAGUCCUCUGGAGGCGAGCAUUUCUAUGGGGGAUCGGAGGAGCUUUCUGAUGACAUCACUCAACAGCAGUUGCUACCCGGUGUGAAAGAUCCCAAUUUGUGGACCGUAAAAUGCAGGAUCGGGGAGGAGAGAGCCACAGUAAUCGCCCUGAUGAGGAAAUUCAUCGCCUACCAGUUUACAGACACGCCCUUGCAGAUCAAGUCGGUUGUGGCCCCCGAGCACGUGAAAGGCUACAUCUAUGUUGAGUCGUACAAGCAGACCCACGUCAAGGCUGCCAUCGAGGGGGUGGGGAACCUGCGCAUGGGCUUUUGGAACCAGCAGAUGGUCCCCAUCAAAGAGAUGACGGACGUCCUGAAGGUGGUCAAAGAGGUGACCAACCUCAAGCCCAAGUCCUGGGUCCGGCUCAAGAGGGGCCUGUACAAAGACGACAUUGCUCAGGUUGACUACGUUGAACCAAGUCAGAAUACAAUAUCUCUGAAAAUGAUUCCCAGAAUCGACUACGACCGAAUCAAAGCUCGCAUGAGCCUGAAAGACUGGUUCGCCAAGAGAAAGAAGUUCAAGAGACCCCCACAAAGACUGUUUAAUGAUGAAAAGAUCAGGUCCCUGGGCGGUGAUGUCACCACUGACGGAGACUUCUUAAUAUUUGAAGGAAAUCGCUACAGCCGAAAGGGCUUCCUAUUCAAGAGCUUUGCCAUGUCAGCUGUCAUCACAGAAGGAGUGAAACCUACUCUGUCAGAACUGGAGAAGUUUGAAGACCAGCCAGAGGGCAUUGACCUUGAAGUGGUGACAGAAAUGACAGGUAAAGAGCGAGAGCACAACCUGCAGGCUGGAGACAACGUGGAGGUGUGCGAGGGCGAGCUCAUCCACCUGCAGGGCAAGAUCCUGAGUGUGGACGGGAACAAGAUCACCAUCAUGCCCAAGCACGAGGACCUUAAGGACCCCCUGGAGUUCCCAGCUCAGGAGCUGCGAAAGUACUUCAAGAUGGGGGACCACGUGAAGGUGAUCGCGGGGCGCUACGAGGGAGACACAGGGCUCAUCGUCAGGGUGGAGGAGAACUUUGUCAUCCUCUUCUCUGACCUCACCAUGCACGAGUUGAAGGUGCUUCCCCGGGACCUGCAGCUCUGCACUGAUACGGCGUCGGGGGUGGACGCGGGGGGGCAGCACGAGUGGGGGGAGCUGGUCCAGCUGGACCCCCAGACUGUGGGGGUGAUCGUGCGCCUGGAGAGGGAGACCUUCCAGGUGCUGAAUAUGCAUGGCAAGGUGAUCACAGUGAGGCACCAGGCGGUGACGAGGAGGAAGGAUAACCGAUUUGCCGUUGCUCUGGACUCGGAGCAGAACAACAUUCACGUGAAGGACAUUGUGAAGGUCAUCGACGGGCCGCACUCGGGCCGCGAGGGGGAGAUCAGGCACUUGUUCCGCGGCUUUGCCUUCCUGCACUGCAAGAAGCUGGUGGAGAACGGAGGCAUGUUCGUCUGCAAGACGCGCCACGUUGUGCUGGCCGGAGGCUCCAAGCCCAGAGAUGUAACGAAUUUCACAGUGGGUGGGUUCGCCCCCAUGAGCCCUCGAAUCACCAGUCCGAUGCACCCCAGUGGAGGAGGAGGAGGAGGCCAGCAGCAAAGAGGUGGGCAAGGAGGCGGAGGAGGAGGAGGAGGAGGAGGAAUGGGGCGUGGCAGAGGAAGGAGAGACAACGAUUUGAUUGGACAGACAGUUAGAAUUUCACAGGGACCAUACAAAGGCUACAUCGGGGUGGUGAAAGAUGCCACAGAGUCGACCGCCCGCGUGGAGCUGCACUCCACCUGCCAGACCAUCUCUGUGGACCGACAGCGGCUCACCACGGUGGGGGCAAAGAGACAUGGAGGAAUGACCUCAACGCACGGGCGGACCCCCAUGUACGGCUCCCAGACCCCCAUGUACGGGACAGGGUCCCGAACCCCCAUGUAUGGCUCUCAGACGCCCCUGCACGAUGCAGGGAACCGGACGCCCCACUACGGCUCUCAAACCCCGCUGCAUGAUGGGAGCAGGACUCCAGGGCAGAGUGGCGCUUGGGACCCCAAUAAUCCCAACACCCCCUCCAGGGCCGAUGAGGAUUUCGAAUACGGGUUCGACGAUGAGCCCUCACCCUCCCCGCAGGGGUACGGGGGGACCCCUAACCCACAGACCCCCGGAUACCCCGAAGUGCCGUCUCCGCAGGUCAACCCCCAGUACAACCCACAGACGCCAGGGACCCCAGCAAUGUACAGCACAGACCAGUAUUCUCCCUAUGCUGCCCCAUCUCCUCAGGGCUCCUACCAGCCCAGCCCCAGUCCCCAGAGCUACCACCAGGUGGCGCCAAGUCCUGUUGGUUACCAGAACACCCAUUCUCCAGCUAGCUACCACCCCACCCCCUCCCCCAUGGCUUACCAGGCCAGCCCCAGCCCCAGCCCUGUGGGUUACAGUCCGAUGACACCCGGAGCGCCCUCUCCUGGUGGGUACAACCCUCACACCCCCGGCUCCAGCAUCGACCAGAGCUCCUGCGACUGGGUGACCACGGACAUCCUGGUGCUGGUCCGAGACACCUUCCUGGACAGCCAGGUGGUGGGAAAAACUGGGGUCAUCCGCAGUGUCUCGGGUGGCAUGUGCUCUGUGUUUCUACAAGGCACUGACAAAGUCGUCAGCAUCUCCAGCGAACAUCUUGAACCACUGACACCAACUAAAAAUGACAAGGUGAAGGUUAUUUUAGGAGAGGACCGCGAAGCCACUGGUAUCCUCUUGAGUAUCGACGGGGAGGACGGUAUCGUGAGGAUGGAGCUGGAUGAGCUGCUGAAAAUCCUGAACCUCCGAUUCCUGGGCAAGCUGGAAGUGUGAGCGACCUGCCUGCCUGCCUCCCUCACCUCUCUCCCUCCCUCACCUCCGCUCCACACCAGGAACCAGAAGCAGCUUCCACUGAAACAAGAAGACUAAAACUAAAGUCAUGCUUUUCUGCUUCGGUAGCUUUCUUUUUUUUUUUUUUAUUUUGUCACGAUGCAACACCACGGUCAUAAAAAAAAAAAAAAAAAAACCCACAAA
Messenger RNA from Acipenser ruthenus (sterlet), 3733 nucleotides. Its product is annotated as transcription elongation factor SPT5-like. The transcript is spliced from 30 exons. The coding region runs from base 239 to 3532 and encodes 1097 amino acids. Gene Ontology annotation, biological process: regulation of transcription by RNA polymerase II; transcription elongation-coupled chromatin remodeling; transcription elongation by RNA polymerase II. Gene Ontology annotation, molecular function: protein binding; mRNA binding. The record is from RefSeq and is a predicted model, not a curated record. NCBI's taxonomy places the organism in Eukaryota, Metazoa, Chordata, Actinopteri, Acipenseriformes, Acipenseridae. Gene Ontology annotation, cellular component: DSIF complex.